Molecule: messenger RNA, 7458 nt
Organism: Pelodiscus sinensis (Chinese soft-shelled turtle)
Lineage: Eukaryota; Metazoa; Chordata; Testudines; Trionychidae
Source: RefSeq, a predicted model, not a curated record
GGCGGCCGCUCGGCCUGAGGAGAGGCAACUCCGCCGCCCUGGGGGGACGGGCCACAGCGUCGUGACUGGCCCCGCCCGCAGCCCGUCUGUGUGGUGCGGGCAGAGGGGCAGCUAGAGCAGGAGCGCUGCACCCCCGAGUGCAGAACCGGACCUACUGGACCCUGGGGAUGGGAGAGGCGCUCAGGUGAAGAGCCGCUGGGGAGCUGGAAGAGCCGGGUAUCAAGCCUGCAUCCCGCUGCCUUCUGCCUCCUCAGAAUAAAGGGCUCUGCUGUACGCAUCGAUGAGACAGUUGCACUCCCAUUCAUCACUGUUUGCUUGAAAUUUCCCUCUUCACAUUGUGUCGGUAGAGUUUGUGACAGUCCCCAGGACGAGUGUACACGCCCCUGUGCAAUUCCCUAAGAGCUACUCAGAUAAGAUUUGGGGCUAUCCUGUAAUGGAAGAAAAUGGAGUUGACCAUGACAUCAGCAUGCAAACAGUCAAUGAUUUACUUGGUGUCAACUGUAAUAAUACAGGAAACUCUAAGACAGAUGACAGAGUGAUUCAGCAACUAACCUGCAUGGAUUCCAAGGAUCCAUCACUUGAACAGAAUGACUCUCCAGCAGUCUUGCCCAACACAGUGCAUGUUUCGGACAAUUCAUCUGUGUCAUCAAAUACACCAGUGCAGCUAUCCCAGGCUCAACCUCUUUCCACGGAAGAAUUCCAUCUGGUGGACCAGAAUGGCCAGCCUCUGUAUGAAGUACAGUCAGUAGGGGGUUCUAGUACACAGAUGAUGAUUGUUGCCAGUCAGUCAGAACAUGGACAAGUGCUACAUGUAAUUCCUUCUACUCAGCCAGGAAUGGCACAAGUGAUUAUUCCUCAAGGGCAACUUCUGGAUGUCACCAGUACGCAAGAUAUUUCAGAAGAGAAAUGCAAUGAUGGAAACUUAGCAGACAGUACAAGCCGUUACAUACUUCAUCCACAAACAUCUCUCACGGUGUCCAAAAAGACAACAACCAGAAUAGGGGAAGACCUUUUCCCUGUCCCUCUCCAGCCGCUGCCCCCAAACACUCCUGCAUGGGCCCGACGUCUGAGGAACUGCGAGAAAAUUGGGGACUCGUACCGCGGCUAUUGUGUGAGCGAGACAGAAUUAGAGAGUGUUCUAACGCUACACAAGCAGCAAACACAAAGUGUGUGGGGGACGCGCCAGUCUCCAAGCCCAGCCAAACCUGCCACACGGUUGAUGUGGAAAUCUCAGUAUGUCCCAUAUGAUGGGAUCCCUUUUGUCAAUGCAGGAAGCAGAGCCAUUGUGAUGGAAUGCCAGUACGGGCCAAGGAGGAAAGGUUUCCAGCCCAAAAAAACUAGUGAGAUGGAAAAUGCCGCCUGCCAGUUGUACAAAGCCACUUGUCCAGCACGUAUCUAUAUUAAAAAGGUACAAAAGUUUCCUGAGUAUAGAGUCCCCACUGAUCCCAAAAUCGACAAGAAAAUCAUAAGAAUGGAACAAGAGAAAGCUUUCAACAUGCUGAAGAAGAACUUGAUAGAUGCUGGAGGAGUCCUCAGAUGGUAUGUGCAAUUACCCACCCAGCAGGCCCACCAAUAUCAUGAAAUGGAGACCUGCCUCCCUCCUUCACCGUCUGCUUUCCCCAUAUCGUCUCCUGAGGAAGAGGAAGAUGUAUUGAGAGAUGAGAACUGUACUUUACCCUCCCGACUUCACCCACAAGUAGCGGAUAAGAUUCGAGAACUGGUGACUCAGGGAAUAGAACAAGUCUAUGCAGUGAGGAAACAACUAAGAAAGUUUGUGGAACGAGAAUUAUUCAAGCCUGAUGAAGUACCAGAGAGGCAUAACUUGUCCUUCUUCCCAACUGUGAAUGAUAUCAAGAACCACAUCCAUGAGGUGCAGAAGUCCCUGGGAAAUGGGGAGAUGGUCUAUAAUGCAGAAAGCAUCCCAGCAACGCUCCAGUGGACCACAGAUGGUGGGACUGUUCUCACAGAGACAGUGACUGUUACAUUUGCCUCACCACCGCCUGAGGGGAGUUCACCAGGAGAAUCAAUCAUUACCAAAGUGGAAUCCAGUCACCCAGGGGAGAACUUACCUCCAGAGACAGCUCAGCUGUUGUCCUCGCUCUCUUCGCUCCACCCCAAGAUAUUUGCACAGCUUCAGGGAUUACAGCUACAACCAACGUUCACCUCCAUGGAUGGAGCAACAGCCCUGAUAGCAGUAAAUAACCAUUCUCCUCCCAACCCUGCCAGCAUUCUGGAUUCCUUAGGGAGUGUGAUAACCAACCACUCUCUAGUACUGAGUCAGGGACACAACCUUCAUUCAGGUUCCAGUCUAACCCAGAGCAACAGUACUGCCUCCGCUCUUGGAAAUCUGCCUAUAUCUGAUCAAAAUCUGGUCACUAUGGGGCAGUUGGUAACUGUUGGAGGUGUAGAGGAUACAGGAAGCCUGGAGGGAGGGAUCCAUCAGUUUCUUUUGGGAGACGUCCAGACCAUUCCAAUACGGAUUGUAGACAAUCAUCCAGAUCUUAUUGAAGAAAGUCCAGAGGGUACCAUUUGUGUGGGCCAAGUUAAACAAGAACCCAAAGAACAAGCAUUGUCUGUGGAGGCAGAUAGAAUCAGAGACUGCCAGAGCUCUGCUGCUAUUUAAAUCUGUGAAGGCAUUAAGGAUUUGCAACUCGGAGGACUCGGUCUUGGAAAAGAAGGCGGAUAUUCUCCAAACAAUGCCAUUUUUCAAAUGGCUUUGUGACAGUCUGUGUAGGCUCCAUACACUAGUUCUGACAGACAGCUGCUUUGAUUUACAGCUGAUACGGUUCACUGCCAAUUCCAGGUCAUUCAGUUCCUAUAUGUAGCUCCACUUUCUUCCCUUCCAAGUUUUGAGUAAUUCAGAUACUAUCCAGAUGGUCUAGUUUACUCAUAAUUUCAAUAGGUCUUCCAAAAUUAAAUCCACUAGUUUAAUAAUAUGGAUCAGAAUGCUGCUACUUACUAAUCUCUUUGAAACCCUCACCUCUCUUGGUAUUCCAAAAACAGAAUCUUCCCUGACAUGCAUCAAUAGCGGCAAUCAUUUUGACUGAAAAAUAAAGUCUUUGGAAAUCAAGGCACAACACUUGAAAAAUAUCAAGGGCAAUGGAUGCAGGAAAAAUGUGGACUGCAUCUGACAGGAAUGUUAGUGAUGCAAAGGUAAAAUAGCCAGGUGACAAUAAAAUUGGGUGAUGAACGGGAGCAGAUGGAUUGCAGAGUAAAAGAGGAUUAUGUUUUGAUGCAUUUAACAUUUUGGCUUUAUUGUGGGGUUUACUUUCUUAGCCUUCAGCCUUUACUCUGACAGAGCAGCAGCCAGCUGGUCAUAAUGACUAAAAGAAACAGUUCCAUUUUUCAGGCUUACUUCCCUCUUGUUUUGUAUAUUUACACUUUACAUUCUGAAGCAUAUGAUUUAAUAUACAGAUGGCCAUGGCAUAAGUAUUAGUGAUACCAUUAUUAAAAACAAUAUUCGAAAUCUGUAAGCCAUCUGUGGUGCACUGCUAGAUAAACAGUAGAAAAGCAAAACAAUGAUGUCACUAAUGAUGUCUUUGUAGUGGUCAGAGAAUAAAUGGGUCUCAGGUUUUCCCUGAGACAGCUGUUACGACUGAACAGGGUCUAUGUUUCUGGUCAGUUGAAUUUAAGGAGCUAACUGGAUUAAUGUCAGAAGAAUAUUUUUUUCCACAUCAUGCUCAAAGACAAGUCCAUAACAAGUAGCAAGAACUGAUUUAUAUCUUAUGUGCCAUGCAGAAUUCAUAAUGAAUUACUGAUACUUACAAAUAUUUUAAAGUCAGUUUUAAGCAAAAAAUGAAAUAAAACUGAUACAACAUAGAUACCAAAUUAAAUAACAAUUGCUUUGCUUUGGAUGUUGUUUACAGCAUCAACUCUAACAGAUAUCCAUUAUUAAUCCACAUUCUCAGCCAUAACAAUUCACUCUUGGUUUUAUAACGUGCAAGAUCAGUUUGACUAUGGUUUUACUCACAGAUUUGCAAAGGAAAAAGCAUUACAAGUAUGAUUUGUGCAUGUAAAGGAUAAAAACUGUUCAAAUUGAUACUGUUAAUGAGUGUUCGAAAUAUGCACAGAUAUCUUUAAAUCUUAGAAAUCUGAAUGAAUCUUGAAUUUCCUUACUCUUGAGCAUUUAAAGCUAAAGAUUCUUGAAAUCUCCCGUUAUGCUUAGUUUCUCUAAAUAUCUUUACAGGCUGCAUCAGUUAAGGUCAUACCUCCAUUGAGUAUUGCUGAUACUGUUAACGUUAAAAUCUGUUUCUAGUUCAAAUUAGAAUGUUCCAACAGGGAGUGUGUGCUCUUUUUAAGUAAGAGACGGCAUGUUGGCAGUUACAAAAUCUUCAGUUGUGUGGAGACUCAUAGAUUGCAUUUAAACUCAUGUCUUUUGUGGUAUGCCUUACACAUUUCUGCUGGGGUAAAUACAAUGAUAUUUUGCUGUGCAUUUUAUUUUUCUGUUAACUUUGUGACAUCUUGUCCACUUCAGGACCAUAGUGUACCAACUGAAACUGUAAAAUGAGCAGGAAAAGGAAAUAGAUAUUCAACAGUAUUUUAGAAACUGAUUCUUCUUCCCACUCAGCUACUGUUGAAUAUCCCAUUUCCUUUUCCUGCUCCUUUUGCAGUUUCAUUUGUACAUUCCAGAACAGAUUACCCUUCUCAAAAUUCUAUGAUAUUGACUUUGAAAUCUUGACUCAGAGCAGCAAAUUAGUAUUAAAAAUUACCAGUGACAGGUUUACAACAUUCUAUAUUCGUGCUUAAUAUAAAAAACUAGGGUAAAACUUUUCAUUGAUUUGAAUACCAGCAUAUUUAAUACUUCUUAUUUCCCCCGUGACAAUGCUUAGGAAGGGCUAUUCUUCUCUCAGUUGCUAUUCCUCCACCAGUUACUAUUCCUCCUAAUAUGAUAUGUGGUCUGAUUUUUGCACUAACCAGGAGAAAAUUCAAAGGAUAUGGACUUCACUCUUGGUAAAUACAGGCUAUUAAAGGAAACACUCUUUUAGGUCAUUUUGAAUAGCGGACUGAAGAGUGACUUUCCUCAGUCUAGUUUGAAUUGCAUAGUACCCUGAAAAGAAUAGAACCAGAAGGAUGGAGAGGGGGUUGGGUUUUUGUUUUUUGUCAAAGUACAGCGAGAGAUAAAUUUAAAGGGUCCAGUUAUGUAGUGAAAGAAAUUACACAUUAAUAUAAAAGUUUUAAUCCCUGUUUUUUUGCCAUCCUAUUUCUCCUGGUUUUUAUUUCUAGAACAUUAUAAAAUAAUUGAUCUUGUUUUAAAUGUUUGUGGCUGAUAUUCUAAUUAUAGUAUCAAAAUGAACUUCAAAUUCUUUAAAUUCCAAUUAUUUUCCCUCUAAAUAUAAACUCUGGUAAUGUCACAUUUUUCUUCUGAGAGAGCAUAGUCUUUUCUCUUACAGAGUUAUACGUACAUUACUUGUGUUAUGUUUCCCACAGACUAAAAUGAACUAGCCACAUAGGCCCACUCAUUGUAGUCAAAUUGGUAUUUUGAUCUGCUAGUUUCCAAUUGAAGGUUACAGAUAAAACGCCUGAUUCUCCUCUCAUGAACAUGUAUAAACUAAAUUGAUUACAUUGUAGUUACAUCAGUGUUAAACUACUGUGAGUGAAUGAAGAAUCGACCCCAGUGCUGUUCUGAAUAUGUUGCAUAGUCAUUUAUUGUGAGUUUACAUGCAAAACAGUUGGCUUUGAGUUCACAAUAGGAAUUAGAAACAUUUCUAAAGUUAACUUUGGCAUGUUCAAAACACUUGUUUUACAACUCUACUAAUUUUGAACUUCCACAUGGUUUAAAAUGAACUAAUUUUCACCAGUCUUUCCCCCUUACGUCAGUUGCUCAUGAAGAGUGGUUGGUCUGCUUCAACAGAAAGGUUGUGUGUAUGCAAAAACUAUUGGGUAAAAUGCAGAAAAAUCACCAAAAAGACAAGAGACCAUGGUUCCUGUUUAAGCCUAGAAACCAGCAAGGUUACAAUGCCUUCUUUUCCUUUAUCUGCUGUCAAGAUACAAGCUUGAUUGUAUAGUCUGAAGAAUGUUUCAGUUUGUACAAAGUUUAAAGAGAGACAAAUCUAUAUAUAUUGUAAACUAAUGUAUAGUGUUUCUUGUUGAAAUGUAAACUUUUUUUUUAAAGAAAAAGCCUGUAUUAUGUAAUAAUUUAAGUCUUGGUUGUAUUUUUCCUACAGGUUGAGGUGCAGUUUGUGUAAUGCUGCUUAUCUAAAAUAAUUGCUUUUGAUACAUAUAUAUUAAUAUUGACUGCUGAAAUAGUCCAUAAACAGAAAAACUUUGAAAAUGCUAAGUCUUAUAUAAAACAAAAAUAUCCUAGAGCCAUUCUCAGUGUAUCAGAAGUUUUGCUUAUUUAAAAGGAUGGACACAAGUUUGUUAUAUGUUUCCUCACUAUUAUAUGCAAAAUUUGAAAGUGCCUACAUCCAAGUAAGUAUCCAUUUAUUAUUUAUACAUCAUCUAGGUGUAUAUAUUGAUAUGUGCAGCUGAAGUAUCUUCCUCUUGAAAUCUGGCUUGAAAUCUGAAGUUAGUUUUAAGACAUAGUAGCCUCAUUUGCUGCCUCCUAUGGGGAAAAAACCCUUCCUCAGUGUUCCUUCAGGGAACAUAUUUUGCCAUCAAACCGGCCAUGGAUGUCAGUCCUGAAUGUUUGGGAUCCACAGGAGACCAAAGUCGUUUGUGCACAAGACCUUUGCCUCUUCAGUCUCCUCCUGUUUGUUCACCUUGUUCCUAGCAGUGUGGCUAAGUCUACGCUAAAGGGGAAGGUCAAAUCAAGGUACGCAACUCCAGCUAACGUUAAUUACAUACCUGGAUUUGACGUACCUUCAGUUGAGUUUCCCCACUAUCCCGAGAGCAGGAGGCCAAUGGAAGCAAACCUUCCAUUGGCUUUCCUUCUUGCAGGAGUACCAGCUGGAAGAUGCCCUGUGGGUAUGAUUUAGUGAAUCUUAACUAGUCCUGCUAAAUUGAACUCUGGAAGAUCGAUUGAGUGAAGACAUGGCCUAUGGCUUCAUUGGAGUUAUGCUUAUCAAGGACAAUCCCUUGCUGCAGCUGACACUUAGGGUAGGAUUGAGAGGGCUCAGCAGAAAAACUACAGUGUCAUGCUGUAUUUUCCUGCAUUGUGGUGUGUUUUGUUUGAGGGGCUUUUUUGGUGGGAGGAGAACCAGCAAAGGUGAGUCCCAAAAGAAGGAAUAUUUGGGCUACUUAAAGAGAUGUCAGGACAGUGCAACCUGUGAAAGACUAUCGGAGACAUCACAGGGAAGACCAUGAAAGCUAUUCUAGGAAGGUGGACUUCCCUGGAGAGGAGUAUUGCUGUGAGGUGAUGUUCAUGAAGAGAAAUGGGAGGGGUGUUUCAAGGCUGUGGUUCUUGUGGAGGAAGGAGCUGGAGUUGGGUGCCCCAUCUGUUGUGGGAGGAGGCUCCAUAAAGAGGAAGAUGUAGGGGGCUGAGCUUCCGAGAGUGGGAUACUGCUGUGGUCAGCAUUA